This is a messenger RNA of Cryptomeria japonica (Japanese cedar), 1140 nucleotides long. RefSeq lists its product as uncharacterized. The coding region runs from base 1 to 1140 and encodes 379 amino acids. The record is from RefSeq and is a predicted model, not a curated record. Lineage: Eukaryota; Viridiplantae; Streptophyta; Pinopsida; Cupressales; Cupressaceae. The transcript has a single exon.
AUGGCAGAAAGUCGGCUUCGGUUCGGAACCCAGAGCUCUGCUGAUGUGAAAUUGUUCUUGUCAGGCCCAGGGGAUGAGAAGUACGGAAGAAAUCCAGUUUAUCUGCAUUCUCAGAUCCUCAAAAGAUUGAAAUGUUUUCAAAGCAGAUUUUCCAACCGCUGGUCAUCGGAUAAAUCAACCGAAAUGCGGGUAACUACUUCUCAUAACUUUGAUCACUAUUUAAAAUGCAUUGAAAUCAUGUAUGGUGAGCAUGUGGAUUUCCUCAGUAUCAAGGAAUGCCUGGCAAUUCUGUUAGUUGCUUCUGAAAUGUCGGCUGAUGAGUGCAUCAACAAAUGCAUGCGAUAUUUGGAAGCAGUUCGUUGGAGUGCCGAGGAGAAGAUGCAAAUUCUGAAAGUGCUCUCUUGUGAGGGAUUGAAACUGAAAAUUUUACCAGAUUUAGAUGCCAGACUUCAUUGGGAUAACGACGAUGACCAUAUAAAUUUUGUGGAGAAGAUUAUCCAAGAAAUGGUGUCUCUUAUUAAAUGCAGCGGCUUGAGUUCAUACAGAAAUCUAGAAACUGUGGAGAAAGAUUUAAGAGGGAUGUUAGAGGGAAAUACGUCUAGAGAUGUGGUGGAAGUAUGUGGGCGUGUGCUUUUGCAAGAGUUCAAAGCAUCCGUCGAUUCUCGUGAUUUCUCAACUCUAACGCUGCUUUUUAAUCUUAUCCAACACUGUGAUGGAGGAAUACUCGAAGCUGCACUCAAGGCGUUUUGUGAAGAUGUAGAAUUUAUGAAAGAUGCAAACAAUUUACCCUGUACUGAAGCUGUAUUCGACAUUAUAAUGUGGUUUAUGAAGGCCACAGGAGACGGAAAGAUAAUAAUUUCACGAGCUUCUCGAGUUUCUUUUCUCACAACUUGGCUUCCAAUCAUUGGAACAUUCAAUUACAAUAGGCCAUUCAGAAACCAUAUCUCCCCAAUUAAAAAAUUGAAGGAGUUUGAUAAAGCAGUGCUUAGCGUGGUUUUGAGCCUCCCUCAGGUAGACCAGAAACGUAUUUGCGUAUUAUUGGUAGAGGUUUACAAAUUGAAUAGGAUCGACAUGGCUAUGCCAUUCGCUUUGUCUAAAUUUCUGCUGAAAUGUGCCCAUUCCAAAUCUACAGCAAUGUAG